AUAUGACGUUAAAGUAACCUCGUUGGAUAUAAAUGCGUCAUCAGAGUGCGUCGACAGGCUCUGGCACAUACCCAAACGAAAACAAGAUCUGCCGUCUAGUUACAACCUGAAUUUCGUCGGAUACUGCUGAACGACGGCUGCUGGGAUGCCGAAGAAAUUCCAGGGUGAGAACUCCAAGGCGGCCACAGCCAGGGCCCGCAAGGCUGAGGCUAAGGCAGUGGCGGAUGCGCGCAAGAAGCAGGAAGAGGAUGAUGCCCUGUGGCAGGAAACUGACAAACAUGUACUAAAAAAAGAGCAGAGAAAGGACGAUAAGGAGAAAAAGAGGAUUGAGGUAUUGGAGAGGAAAAAGGAAUCCCAGCGCCUCCUUGAUGAGGAAAAUGCCAGGAUAAAAGGCAAAACCCAGAAAGAGGGUGGAAGUAGUGGAAAGGUGACCCGAGCCCAGAUAGAGGAGGCUAUUCAGAAUGUCCCGCAGCCUCAGCAGCUCAAGCCAAAAGACAAGAGCCAUCUGGAGGUUCCACUGGAAGAAAAUGUAAACAGAAUUAUUCAGGAGGAAGGAACAGUUGAAGCUAGAACAGUAGAAGAUGCCAUUGCUGUGCUGAGCAUUGCACCUGAGGACCUGGACCGCCACCCGGAGCGCCGGAUGAAAGCCGCUUUCACGUCGUUCGAGGAGGCCAACCUCCCUCGCUUGAAGAUGGAAAACCCCAACAUGAGAUUGUCUCAGCUGAAGCAGCUCUUGAAGAAGGAAUGGAUGAAGUCUCCCGAGAACCCUCUUAAUCAAAAGUGUGCUGCGUACAACUCGAAGUGAAGGCAAUGACUGUGCCCCUUUCCCAUCGGCGCUCAUCUCCCAUUGGAAAGUGGGUUAUGCACCUUGGAGACUUUUAGUGCAAGAUCGUAUUCAUUAAAAAUUGAGUGUUGCUUUCA
Molecule: messenger RNA, 921 nt
Organism: Hippocampus comes (tiger tail seahorse)
Lineage: Eukaryota; Metazoa; Chordata; Actinopteri; Syngnathiformes; Syngnathidae
Gene: ccdc124
Product: coiled-coil domain containing 124
Exons: 5
Coding region: 146-805 (219 amino acids)
Biological process (GO): transcription by RNA polymerase II
Cellular component (GO): nucleus
Molecular function (GO): transcription coactivator activity
Source: RefSeq, a predicted model, not a curated record